Molecule: messenger RNA, 7448 nt
Organism: Salarias fasciatus (jewelled blenny)
Lineage: Eukaryota; Metazoa; Chordata; Actinopteri; Blenniiformes; Blenniidae
Gene: parp4
Product: poly (ADP-ribose) polymerase family, member 4
Exons: 40
Coding region: 176-6025 (1949 amino acids)
Cellular component (GO): cytoplasm
Molecular function (GO): NAD+ poly-ADP-ribosyltransferase activity
Source: RefSeq, a predicted model, not a curated record
UCCAGGAAGCCGCGUCCUGCUGCUGCUGCGAGCAGAGAGCCGGAGCCCGGAGACCUCCCUGCAGCCCCCGUGCGUGUGUGUGUGCGCAGACUGAACUCGGAGUGGGACAACAGCUGGACAACAGCUGGACAGCAGCUAGACAGCAGCUGGACGCAGCUGCACGGGACAGUAAAACAUGGCAGUGUUUGAAAACACCUCGGUGCUUUUCGCGCUGAGAAACGUUUCUUUCAAGGAGAAGGAGAAGCUGAAGUCGGCCGUCACAGAGAACGGAGGCAGCGUCUGCUUCGUAAUCAAUAAAGAGUGCUCUCUGGUGGUCACCGACGCCGUGGAGGCCCUGAGCCCCGGCAGGCGGAAGAACAUCCAGAAGUACCAGACUCCCGUGGUGCGGCCGGAUUAUGUGUCCAGCUGCCUGGAGCGAGGCGCUCUGCUGCCGCUGGACGACUUCAGGCUGGACCCGACGUCUCCUGAAGCAGCGCCUCCUCCGUCCACAUUCACUCCAAAACGUGCCAAGAAGCAGCCUUCCUCCACCCUGGGACGUGAGCGGCCUCGUCCCAGAUAUCGUGAGAGACUGGCGGACUCCGUCACCCUGACGGCAGAGAAGAGCGACUCGAUUAAUAAAGAUCACCCAACGUUUCCAGAUGACUUUCAGGUGGCAAAGUAUUCCAUUUUGGAACAGAUCGAUGGAACCGCCUGGUGCGUGCUGGAGCUGCAGAGCUGCAGAGGAGAGGCCGGCCAGCGGUAUCGGGUGGUCACGUAUCAGAAGGACGACGCAAAAGCCAAGAGUGCGAUAACCAUGGAGCGGUUCCUGUCCACCUCAGAGGAGGCUCUGUCGGUGUACCAGGCCCUGGAGGAUUUACUGAAGGGUGGAUUUAAGAAGAGCAGCAGCCUCCCUGAAGAGGUUCAGGACUUGGGCUCUGCAGCCCUCCAGCAGCUGCUGGUGGAGGAGAAGCUGCAGACGGCGAGCAUCUCGCAGAAGGAGGUGGCCGUGUUCGUGGAGCUGCUGUGGGCCGAAGCUCUGGGAAACCUCAACAGCGUCCUGGCAGUCUCCGUGGAGAAGCUCAGCCUGAGUGACGUGUGCAGGGCAGAGGGUUUGUUGCUUCAGGCUCGGAAGAAGCUGCAGGAAAACAAAAAUGAGGAGGUGGCGUCGCUCCUGGAGGAGUUUUACUCCCUGUUGCCUCACAAAGCUCCACGAACGUCCGACGCGGAUCUCAGUUUGAUCUCCGAGAAACUGGACCUCUGUCAGUUGAUUCGGGACAUUCUGAAUGCGAGUGAGAUGACCCUGAGGAGCCCCGCCCCCUCCUGUGUGGGCAAGUACCGCGCCCUGAGGUGCAGCAUCGACCUGGUUCAGCCCGGAACCUCCGAGUACCAGCUAGUGGGGAAUCAUUUGCAGAGCAAGAAAAUUCAGAUCCUGCAGAUCCUGCGGGUCUGCAGACCGGUGGAGCUUCAGACCUUCAAGAGAGAACUGGGGACCAUUCAUACCCUCCUUCACUCGUCCGAUCCCAAAAACUUUGUGGGAAUUCUUUCUCGCGGGCUGAUGCUGCCCCGAGUCCUCGAGGAGGUUCACGGAGUCCAGAGGAGAGAUGCGGGCGAGCUGGGCAGCGGAAUCUACUUCACCGACUAUGUCAAGUCGGCUCUGUUCUACUCCAAACCCAGCCAGACCGACGGCUCUCGCCUGCUGCUGGUGUGCGACGUGGCCCUGGGAAACAUGAAGUUCACCAUGAAGAGGGACCCCAGCCUGACCAAAGCCCCGGAGGGCUACCACAGCAUGGUCGGGACCCGCGCACCCAGGGCACCACACCUCUCUGACUUCCAGUUCGCCCAGUUUGUGGUGUACAGUCCGGAUCAGGUGCAGCUGAAGUACGUGAUAAAGCUCACCGACUCCCAGAGCGAGCUAAAGGACUUCGCUCCCGCCGUCGACAUGUUGGCUGAGCCGUGUCGGCCGCUCCGCGAUCCAGGGCUCAGUGCAGACGACAAAGGCCUUGAUGACAUAGGGACGCCCCUGAAGGACGUGAAGGCUGGACUGUUGGACGGCUCUGGCCAGCAGCUCCCCCUGCAGGCCGUCCAUGUGAAGUGCAGGCUGAUGGAUCUGCUCUCUCAGGUCACCAUUUUCCAGAAAUACACCAACCAGAGUUCUGUGCCCAUUGAAGCCAAAUACGUCUUCCCUCUGGAUGAUUCUGCCGCAGUGUGCGGAUUCGAAGCCUUCAUCAAUGGAAAACAUUUAGUGGGACAGGUGAAGGAGAAGGAGGCGGCUCGUAAGGAGUACAGGGACGCCGUGUCCAGAGGUCACGGAGCUUACCUGAUGGACCAGGACGCCCCGGACGUGUUCACCAUCAGCGUGGGGAACCUGCCGCCCGGCGCCACCGUCCUCAUCAAGGUGACCUUUGUGUCCGAGCUGAUCGUGAAGGACAGCAGCGUUCUCUUCUCGCUGCCCGGCAGCCUGGCGCCAUGGCAGCAGAGUGCAGCCCUGAACCAGACCACACAGGUAUCGGUGGACAAAGUCUGCAUAACUGACCAGUCAGCAAGUUCGAGAGAGUUCACUCUGGACAUGUCCGUUGACAUGCCCUUUGAGAUCUCCAGUCUUCAAUGCCUCACACACAAAAUCAAGAUGAAGAGAACAGCCUGUAAGGCGGUGUUGAGUGUUCUCCCUGGAGCUGUCCUGGGUCCUGAAGGUUUCCAGCUGUCAAUCACUCUGUCCGAGGUCCACCUGCCCAGGAUGUGGGUGGAAAAACACCCUGACAAGGACAGCCAGGCCUGCAUGCUGGUUUUCUACCCGAGCUUCGAAGUCGGCUCCAGUACCAAGGAAGUCAUCGUGCUGUUGGACGCGUCCGAGUCCAUGAAGGGAGAGUCUCUCACGAUGGCUCGGAGAAUCGCCCUUCAGGUUCUCAAAAACCUGGACGUCACAGACAGACUUAACAUCGUUCUGUUUGGGACAGAUCACAAGGAAGCUUUCCUCACUGCGAAGCCCAUCGCAGAUGUUGCUGUGGAAGCUGAAAACUUCAUCAAGCAUGCCUCGUCUGUAGGGGGCAGCACUGAGCUGUGGCGGCCCCUGCGAGCCCUCAGCCUGCUGCCCCCGUCCAGUGGGAUCCGGAACCUGCUGCUGCUCUCGGACGGCCACAUCCAGAACGCCGAUGCCACCCUGCAGCUGCUCAGGGACGGCGUGCAGCACAGCCGGCUCUUCACCUGUGGACUCAGCUCCACGGCCAACCGGCACAUGCUGCGAGCCUUGGCCCAGGCAGGGGGCGGAGCCUAUGAGUUCUUCGACAAGAAAACCAAACACAACUGGGUGGAGAAGGUGAAGCGACAGGUGAAGCGCAUGGCGUCCCCCAGCUGCACUUCGGUGUCGGUGAAGUGGCAGCAGUUCGAUCUGGACGCCGACGCCCCGUUACAGGCCCCCAAGCAGCUGCACGCCCUCUUCAAUGACUGCCACGCUCUGGUGUACGGCCUGGUGCCGCACUGCACUCAGGCCACACUGCUGGGAAACCUGAGCGGACAGGAGCUGGAAACCAUGGUGUCGACCUCUGACCUGCAGAAGACCACGGGCACGUUUCUUCAUAAGCUGACAGCGAGAGCGCUCAUCAGGGACUACGAGGACGGAAACCUGGGAGCUGACCAGGGCCAACAUGAGAGCUGUAAAGCAGAACUCCGGUCGUUCAUCGUCAACCUCAGCAAGGAGUUCUCCGUCCUGUCGCAGUUCACCAGCUUCGUGGCCAUCGAGGACAGGGACUCGGACCGAGCGGAGGACGCCUUCACAGACGUCCCCAAGCUGCUGGCGGAGGAGGACGUGGACUUUCUGCCUUACAUCGACUGGAACGCUCCCCCACAGGAGAAACACCCAGCAUCCUCUGCUCCUAGUGAGGACGACCUGUUUUCGUUGAUAAUGGAGACGAGUGAAGCACUUGGAAUAAGUGAAGAAACAAUUUCACCCGAGCCUCAAGGAGUUCCACGUAGACUGAAGGCGCUUUGCAGACGUAGCGCAAUCGAGCGGUUAGAUUCACCGGAGUCUCCACAAUAUUCACCCACAGGUGCUCUGAGCGCCUGGAAAGUCUCCCACUUGGUCUCCAUGGGAACAGUGCAAGAUGCAACUUCCCAAAAACGCUCCGACUCGGACUCCUCUGAAGACUCCGUCUCGUCUGAAAUGGGUGCUACUCACGUCAGGAAAUACUGCAAGGCGGUCUCCCACUUGGUCUCCAUGGAAACAGAGCAAGAUGCAACUUCCCAAAAACGCUCCGACUCGGACACCUCUGAAGACUCCGUCUGGUCUGAAAUGAGUCGCUCCCCCAAGGAUUUCUCAUCUCUGCAACAGGAAGCUGAAGCGAAUUCAGCAGACCGCUUUGAGAUAUUCAAAAAAGCCAGCUUCCAUGAAAGAAGAAUGGAGGAACAAACAACACCAAAAAAAAAGAGUCAAGAGCGAAAGCCCCAAGAGGAGUAUGGUGCUCCUCUCCGCGACACCGUUCUGAGUUACGCUCAAGUAGCAGAAGCUCGAGCAGAAGCUCAACUUGAUCUGGCUCGCCAUCCUCCUCCUCCUGCUCCUCCUCCAUCCGGCAGUCUUCUGGCAUUUGGUCGUGGCGCUCAACGUGGUGUUUCUCUGUUUUCAUCCUCAAGUAGUCCAGCUGCUGCUCAAGGUCAUCCUCCUCCUCCUCCUCCUAAAGCUGCUUCUCUUUCAUCCUUCAGUCUUCCAGGACCUUCGGUUCAACUUUCACCUUUUGGUGGUCUAUCUCCUCCUCCUCGUCGUGGAUCUGGAGUGGAUUUCAGUUUCGGGGCGUCAGCACCUCCUGCUGCUCGUGGUCCUUCUCCUCUUUUUGGUCAUCCUCUUCCUCCUCCUCCUCCUCCUCCUGCUUCUCUUUCAUCCUUCAGUCUUCCAGGACCUUCGGUUCGACAUUCACUUUUUGGUGUUCCAUCUCCUUCUCCUCGUCGUGGAUCUGGCCUGGGUUUCAGUUUCGGGGCGUCAGCACCUCCUGCUGCUCGUGGUCCUUCUCCUCUUUUUGGUCAUCCUCCUCCUCCUCCUCCUGGAUCUGGCCAGGGUUUCAGUUUCGGGGCGCCAGCACUUACUGCUGCUCGUGGUCCUUCUCCUCUUUUUGGUCAUCCUCCUCCUCCUCCUCCUGGAUCUGGCCAGGGUUUCAGUUUCGGGGUGCCAGCACUUACUGCUGCUCGUGGUCCUCCUCCUCCUCCUCCUGAAUCUGGUCUUGCUCCUCCUCCUCCUCUUCGUCAGUCUGGCCAGGGCUUCAGCUUUGGCUUCGGGGCGUCAGCAGACACAUCUGUGCCUCUGUGUGAGGACAUGAUGGAAUUGGCAGCAUCUGCAGAGCGCCUCGCCUCUUCGUCAGUAACCUUCAGCUUUGGCGAUAGUCCAUUCGGUUCAGCUGUUGAUGAAGAAUCUGUCAGAGUAGCAAAGGGACUCGGCUCAGACCAGUGGCUCCGAGCGACAGAGCCAAUACUGACUUAUGGAGCUUCAUGCAGAGCUCCAGGAAGGCUUAUAUGUCAAGGCAUGCCUAGAAGACGCAGUGCGCUGGGACUGAGGAGUCGUCAUCAAACUCAUGAGGAAAACAUGAAGCUGAAAUGGAGAAAGAUCUUCAAGAUGCAGCAUUCAGACGGAUACUGGGAGUUCAGCAGCGAGCUGGAGGAACUGAUUAACUUCAGGGGGAAAUACUUCACGGACGAGUUUCUGAUGAAGAAAGGCCUCCUGUCUUUAGGAGGGAAGGCCCACGCCGACGUCCUCAGGCUGCUGGCCACUCUCCUGGUUCUGCAGCUGAUGAGGGUGGAGAAGCUGGACGAAGGGAAGCUGCUGCGGACCCUCUUCUCUCUGGAGGACUCCACCGAUCGCAGGCCGGAGUUUUGGGAGGCGGUGAGGAAGGCGGUGGACUGGGUCUGCUGGGCGGACCGACAGUACCCGUCCAUCUACAGCCGGCUGGAGUUCGGCCUCAGCUGGGAGGCGUCCACCCGCCAGCUGCUGGGCUACGACAGAAUGCCCACCUUCUCCCUGCUGCAGCACCUGGACCUGCAGAGGACCCCUGUUCCCUCCGUCCGCUGAUGGUGUGAGAGCGGUCCGGCACAUCGGGCCACGAGCUCAGCGUGAGCCGCCAUCGGCUCCGUCGUCUUUUUGAAGUUUUUUUUUUUUUUUUUCUGAUAUACACACACAGUCGCUAUGCAACUUUUAAAAUCUUUUAGGAAUCAGGUCUUAUUUCAGCAAAAGAGGGACUUCUGAACAGGAAUUUGAGUUUGGUGAGGGAGUUUUAAUGUUUGUGUCGGUUCUGUGGAAGGAGAAGUUGGAGGUCGGUCAUUAAACCGUCCAUUAUCCAGGGGCAGAGAAAAGCUGAAGAAAGGAAAAUGUUUGCGUGUUCACUCUGGAUUUUUUUACUUUCUCCUCAGUCCUGAAGUAUUUGGUCGAUCAGCCCAGAGGGGGGUAACUGUGUGCUGGGAUUUGGUCCGCCCUCGUUUGAUUUAUCCAGUGCAGUUAGCAGGACGAUGACCUGUGAUCCAUCAGAUCACACCGAUACCUUUAGAAUCACUCUUCAUCACUGUUUACACUCAAUCAGCUAUGCCGUCUCAUCGCAGCUGAUUUUUUUUUUUAGCUGUGUCAUCGUCGUCCUGCAGCAGAUAUUAUCAUAAUCUAGUCUAAUGUAAUCUAAUCUUCAUUUAUGAUCAACAUAUGCAAAUAAUUCAGCUUUAAACUGUGUGAGCAUCGCUGCGCUCACGCUGAUGUGUUGGAAUGAGCGCUUGACAUUCAGUCCACCAGAGGGCGCCACUGGCCAGAUACCACAAAGAAGAGUAGUUUGUCAGAGAGAAGAAGGAAGUGAAUUAUGAAUAUUGACAGCAGAAACUACAGCUUCUACAUAGCUGCAGCUGCUUUCCACACUGUUCUUCCUUUGACGAGUCAUUUCUAAUCCCAGCAGCGCCCCCCCAUGGUCACUGCUGACACUGCUCCAUAAAUACAGGGAAUUAGCAGAGGUUACAGUCAGAAGCCUCGAUGCUGAUCGAACAUGAAGGGAUCAAUUAGCCUCCAGCGCUGAGUUAAGCGUUUAAUUUCCUGUGAAAUGAAAAUGAAUCUGCGGUGAAGCUCAUUCCGGACGGCACUCGGUCUCUGGGUCACCAUCUCUGCAGAAAACCCAUUUUUUUUUUUCAUCUGCGUAUAAAAGAAAAGAACCAUGAUGUUGAUUUGGAUUUGGUCAGGAGAAGCAGCUCCACCUGAAAAGAGACUGAAAUAAUCAUGAAGCUUUUGUUCCGAAGGUCCUUGUUUUGUUCAACAUCACACUUUAUCACCACUGAUCAAACCUUUCUCUCGUGUUAAAUUGUCUUCUCGUAAACCUUGCAGUGAUUUGGGGGCUUUAAUUUGGAGUUUCGUGUGUUAAUUUGGAGUUUCGUGUGUGUGUGUGUGUGUGUGUGUGUGUGUGUGUGUGUGUGUGUGUGUGUGUGUGUGUGUGUGUGUGAUCACUGUUUGAAAUAAAGAAAUAAAG